Messenger RNA from Aspergillus oryzae RIB40, 390 nucleotides. RefSeq lists its product as uncharacterized. NCBI's taxonomy places the organism in Eukaryota, Fungi, Ascomycota, Eurotiomycetes, Eurotiales, Aspergillaceae. The record is from RefSeq and is a predicted model, not a curated record. Bases 1 to 390 code for a protein of 129 amino acids. The transcript has 2 exons.
AUGGAGUUGGCAGCGAGACGGAGGACGAUCACUACUAGAAGGCAUCCGUGCGCUCUUGGGCUAUGUCUUAAUGCUGGCAGUCAUGACUUUCAACAUAGGCAUCUUUUGCGCCGUACUGGCUGGCAUCGUUGUGGGCGAACUCACUAUGGGGAGAUUUACUCAGCAAUCACCGGGUUGGCAGGACGGAUCAUGCCACGAUGGAUGAUGACAUGUCUUUUGGGUUUUAUUAUUCUCCCUUCAUUUCAGUGUAGUAACCAAUUUUCUCCUAAGUACGUGUGUAUAAAGUCACUCAUGUGCCAACCACGCAAUACUGAAAAGAGCAAUGCCAACACUACACUAGCAAUCAUGGACAGACCCAAGCCAUAUCCGUGCGCAAUUCAGACUCAGUAA